Messenger RNA from Penicillium egyptiacum, 642 nucleotides. NCBI's taxonomy places the organism in Eukaryota, Fungi, Ascomycota, Eurotiomycetes, Eurotiales, Aspergillaceae. The record is from the annotation of a GenBank genome assembly.
AUGGGUCCAACAUGCAAGAUCGCUCACUGCGAUCUGUUGUCCGAUCUCCUACAACAACUACUUGAGGGCAACUCAGAUACCCAUCUCAUCGUCUGCGCAACCAGAGCCGAGUUCCUGGUGCAACUUACAGCAGCCAUUCGCGCACAACGCACUGAUCCAGACACUGCUGGGAGCCAUGACCUGCUUACGAAAACUAUCGGGCUGCUUGCAAGAUCCAGCAAAAUACGGCUGGCAUUCUGCCCGAGCUUGGAGAGUCUUCGGGCAUACCUUGCCGUUUUCAGUCCUGCUGUUGGGGUGGCUACUGAGGACGGAUCGCUUUCUCAUGACCGACAACUCCUUGCUGUCCUUGAUAUGAUAGCUUUACAUGUUGCGACUUCGGAAUUCUCGGCACAGGGACUCUCGAGAACACUUGCUUCUGUCGUUGAGGCUUCCUCCAGGAUGGGGAUGGAUCUCCGGCUUUAUGAGUGCAUGAAUGCCCUAGACCCUUCAAGUACUGUUUUGGGAAGAAAGCUAUGGGAUGUUAAAGUCCCCUUAUUGAACGGGUCAGUUCGAAUGCGAUCAGACCAAAGUACCUGGGGUGGAGGGGGCGUCACCGUGAAACGGGUUGCCGAACGCUGGUUUGACUUUGACCAGAAGCAUUGA